AUUAAUAGCCGCUUCCUUCCCCCGCCGGGGCACUAACAUGGAGUUGGGGGGUUAUAAAUGCGAGCAAAACAUUUUCUCAAACAAACAAGCGUAUAGACUGCUGGAAGGUACAAGAACUUAAACGGACACAACCAAGAUUCAAACAUGAGGGAUGUAACGGAAUUCAUUGUUUUCGUGUUCCUGGUGGGAAGAGCCGGCGGGAUAGAGCCGAGUAGCGGUUACUGCAUCGGUACCAAGUGUGUCACUGUGUUCCAACAUUCUAGCGACUUCACAGCCGCGCAGAGCCAGUGUAAAGACCAAGGCGGCCACUUAAUGACAGUGCGUUCCUCUGUAUCUCAUGAUAUUCUUAAUAUCUUGUUAGGAAACUUCACGGGUCGCUUCUGGAUCGGUUUGCGCCGACAGAGCGGCUGUCCAGACGCUGCAGCCCAGCUGAAAGGCUUCCAGUGGGUGACAGGGGACAGCGAGAGUGACUUCUUCAACUGGGCGCCGAGUUUUGACAGCAGCUGUUCUUCUCAUCACUGCGUCUCGGUUUCUCAAGAUGACGACUUUAAUUGGAUCCAGGAGCCAUGCGACGAACAUGCGGCCGGGUUUCUCUGUGAGUACAGCUUCAGUGACCCGUGCAAAAGUCUAGCGGUUGCAGAGGGCGAGUCUGUCACCUACAGGACCCCCAUGGGUUUUGGGGGGGAGGACGUGUUGUCUUUGCCGCCUGGGAGCACCGCUAUCCGGAUGCCAGCUGAGACUAACUACGUGUGCUUCUCCAGGCAGUGGCUGCAGGCGCCAUGGAGCUGCGAGAUAAACGAAGGAGGAUGUGAGUAUAAAUGCGCGGUGGACCCCAAACAUGUGCCAUCCUGCUACUGCCCGCCUGGACAAACCGUCAACCCUGCCAAUAAAGUCACCUGUGAAGUGGCCAUAGACGACCCGUGCCGGCCGCUGCGCUGCGCGCACGCUUGCUACAAGAACGGAGGCUCUUACGCGUGCAUGUGUGACCACGGCUUCAAGCUGGCGCAGGACGGCAGGUCGUGUUUUGACUUCAACGACUGCAGGGACCCGCGGCAGUGUCCUGGGGACAACUUCAUGUGCGUCAACAACGUCGGUGGGUUUCAGUGCGUCUGCAAGGAUGGAUAUAAGAUGACCGGAGACCUGUGCGUCGACGUGGACGAGUGCAUGUCCGCUCCAUGUGAGCACAAUUGCACCAACACUCCUGGUAGCUUCAAGUGCUCUUGUUAUAGUGGAUAUAAAGAGGACCCCAAGUCACCAAAUAAGUGCAAACUUCACUGCGGGAAGGAAGAAUGCCUCGCCGAAUGCGACCCGAAUGACAGGUUCCAGUGCUACUGUCCUGAUGGAUAUAUAGCAGAGGAGAGGGGCGACCAGGUGAUGUGCUUAGACAUGGACGAAUGUUUUUCCUCUUAUUGUGAUCAAGGCUGUAAAAACACUUUCGGAAGCUAUGUGUGCUCAUGCGAUCGAGGAUAUACACUAGUUGAACAAUACAAGUGCGUAAAAAACGAAGAUGAUUCAGAUGGAGGGUUCGAGGGCUCCGGAGAGAGCACGACUCUGAGCGUCCCCACAGCAUCCACCGUGCCAUAUCCAGAUCCAACAAGCAAACCCUCCGCGGUGAGCACGGGGGGUCUCGUGGGGAUUAUAGUGUGCACUACGUUUUUUAUCUUGUUAGUGGUUUUUCUGGCUCAUCACUUCCUCAACGGCGGAGGGAAAAAGAACAACGGUGCGCUCACAGCUCAGGAGGGCGAGGCGCACAGCUUACAUGGGACGAGUGAUGCUUAAAAGCAGCAAAGCAUGACAGGUGAAUGUACAAAGCAUGUAAGAGACAUUUUAGACCGGGUUUGAAUGAUGAUUUCACAGCGACACAGUUAAAGAGACAUGAUUGUGGUGAUGCCAGAGAUGAGUCCACUAUGAACUGACAACAGUCAUAUUAUACAAAUAUUCAAGUUUUUUUCAUAGUCACUGCUUUGGAGGACUGAUUUUAUUCAAAUCACAUACACUAGAUCCAAUAUCAUAGAAUAUGACAAGGAACUUUUUUCUUUUUUUAAAGUUUGUGCUGGAACAUCAUUAAAUUAUAAAAUGUGAAUGAAGAA
Centropristis striata (black sea bass) is the source of this 2090-nucleotide messenger RNA. RefSeq names its product thrombomodulin (gene thbd). The transcript has a single exon. Gene Ontology annotation, biological process: cell migration. The coding region runs from base 145 to 1779 and encodes 544 amino acids. Gene Ontology annotation, molecular function: extracellular matrix binding; extracellular matrix protein binding; calcium ion binding. Lineage: Eukaryota; Metazoa; Chordata; Actinopteri; Perciformes; Serranidae. Gene Ontology annotation, cellular component: extracellular matrix; membrane; external side of plasma membrane. The record is from RefSeq and is a predicted model, not a curated record.